UCCCUGAGUUUAAGAUCUAUCAAAUAUGAAGCUUUGGCAGUUACUUGUUGCAGUUCUGUUGGUGCUCACACAUGGAGGUGUUGCAUUCUUUCGCAAACGAGCAUGUCAAACAAAGCGUCUUCGUCUGGCGUGCCAGCCUGGUUUUGGUAUAAAAAUUCAGUUUGCUUUGUACGGAAGAUUCUCGAGUCGUUAUUGUGGUUGGAAAUUUUUCUUUAACAAACGUUGUCAUUCAACAAAAUCCAUGUCGGAAGUGAAAAAGAUAUGUGAGGACAAAACUAGUUGUUCAAUUAUUGCAUCCAAUCGGAUCUUUGGAAACCCGUGUCGGGGAACGGAUAAAUAUUUGGAAGUCGAUUACAUAUGCAAACGCUUGCCUAUUGAUGGAGGAUACACAGAUUGGAACACUCAACCUUGUUCCCGCACCUGUGGAGGAGGGGCACAAUUCCGUAACAGGACAUGUACUAAUCCGUCACCCAAAUAUGGUGGAAGAAGCUGUGAAAGAUUGGGCCCAACUGAAAUGACAAUAACUUGCAACACGUUGCCUUGUCCAAUAAAUGGCGGUUACAGCAACUGGAGCGAAUAUGGCACUUGCAGUGUUCGUUGCGGAGGUGGUAGCCAAGAAAGAACAAGAACGUGCACAAAUCCUUCCCCAAAACAUGAUGGAUUGGAUUGUACAAGACUUGGGCCUUCUUCUUCUACACGCGUUUGUAAUCAACAGCCCUGUCCAGUAAAUGGCGGUUACAGCAACUGGAGCGAAUAUGGCACUUGCAGUGUUCGUUGUGGAGGUGGUAGCCAAGAAAGAACAAGAACGUGCACAAAUCCUUCCCCAAAGCACGGUGGAUUGGAUUGUACAAGACUUGGGCCUUCUUCUUCUACACGCGUUUGUAAUCAACAGCCCUGUCCAGUAAAUGGCGGUUACAGCAACUGGAGCGAAUAUGGCACUUGCAGUGUUCGUUGUGGAGGUGGUAGCCAAGAAAGAACAAGAACGUGCACAAAUCCUUCCCCAAAGCAUGGUGGAUUGGAUUGUACAAGACUUGGGCCUUCUUCUUCUACACGCGUUUGUAAUCAACAGCCCUGUCCAGUAAAUGGCGGUUACAGCAACUGGAGCGAAUAUGGCACUUGCAGUGUUCGUUGUGGAGGUGGUAGCCAAGAAAGAACAAGAACGUGCACAAAUCCUUCCCCAAAGCAUGGUGGAUUGGAUUGUACAAGACUUGGGCCUUCUUCUUCUACACGCGUUUGUAAUCAACAGCCCUGUCCAGUGCAUCUAAAAAGAGUAUGUCAAAACAAAAGGCUUACAAUAUCAUGUCCGCGCAAUUACGUUGUAAGAAUUCAUUCCGCGUUGUAUGGACGCACUUCACGCAGUUAUUGUAAAUGGAGAUUCUACUACAGCCGGAAUUGUAGGUCCCGAUCCUCUUUAUAUCGUACUUCAAAUUUGUGCAACAACAAAAGAUCAUGUUCUAUUCAAGCCACCAACAAAAUUUAUGGCAAUCCAUGCUUCGGAACUGUUAAAUAUCUUGAAGUCAAGUAUUCAUGCAACCCAAGAAAAACCGAUCUCCACCAUAAACAAGUAUGUGAGAACAAAAUAAUGACGAUCAACUGUGGAAGUAAGAGGAUUCGCAUUAGUGGUGCAAGUUAUGGUCGUACUUCAAGAAGAUAUUGUGGUUACAAAUUCUUUCAUCGGUCAAACUGUCACGCUAAAUCAUCAAAGCGUGUUGUGACGUCACGAUGCGAGAAUAAACACAGUUGUUCUGUUAAGGCAUCAAAUAAAGUUUUUGGUAAUCCAUGCCUUUUAACAUCAAAGUACUUGGAAGUGUCAUAUACUUGCAAAUAAAAACAUUUGAAUUCACUUGCCUUGUCGUAAUUUUUUUUACUGUCUUUUUAUGCGGGUUUUUCUGUUAUUUGGCUUUAUUAUAUUUUAUCUACUAACGGUACGAUAAAAUUAUACAUAAAUUUACACUUUUGUAUACUUCUUGGCAUAUUUAAACGUUACUGGACAUUA
Messenger RNA from Hydractinia symbiolongicarpus, 1996 nucleotides. RefSeq names its product coadhesin-like. Bases 26 to 1828 code for a protein of 600 amino acids. The transcript has 10 exons. The record is from RefSeq and is a predicted model, not a curated record. NCBI's taxonomy places the organism in Eukaryota, Metazoa, Cnidaria, Hydrozoa, Anthoathecata, Hydractiniidae. Gene Ontology annotation, molecular function: carbohydrate binding.